Messenger RNA from Limulus polyphemus (Atlantic horseshoe crab), 7986 nucleotides. RefSeq lists its product as uncharacterized. Bases 438 to 6008 code for a protein of 1856 amino acids. Lineage: Eukaryota; Metazoa; Arthropoda; Merostomata; Xiphosura; Limulidae. The transcript has 13 exons. The record is from RefSeq and is a predicted model, not a curated record.
CCACUGGCUGAAGUGUUUUAUAGCAGCUGGGCGUGGUCAGAUGAGGUCAGUACCCCGUCCUGUCCUGUGUAGGAACUGUAGACCAAAACGUUUUUUGCCUGCGGGUGACGUGAAUGUAUCAACGUUGGUGGCUUGUUAGUGUCCGCGUAUAGCUUCAAAGUACAGCAGAAGUCUGGUACUAAGAUCUAUCGUACUGACAUGCAUUGGCGUUGAAGGAUCUGGAGGCCGCGCUGGUAGAUGGCGCUAGUAUCGUACUUCGUGACGUGUGUGCCCGUCUGUUGAGGUUUCUUACCGAGAGGAAGGACAUCUUAAUUAAGAAUUUUGAAGACUCUCUUAGAGAUUUACUCUGCCAAAGCAAAGUGGGCCCAGUACAAUUUAGAAGCAGUGAUACAGGAAGCUGGCUGAAGCUCUCUGCAGGAGAGAGGCUAACAAUUUUGAUGUGGCUGGUUGAUCAUGUGUACCAAGAAAAGAACGAAGAGCUUGCAGAAUACUUAGAAGACAACUAUGAUGCCGAUGAAUUGAGAGGAAUUUGUGCUGGCCAUGAUGCUUUUAACAACUCGUACUGGUACCUAGGAGAUUUACGUUUAUACCGGGAAAAGAAGACGAGCCGUAAAGAGUGGGAGUGUGUUUGUGUGACUUUGGCCGAGUGGCAGACUUUCCUGAGACAGUUUCGUAAAACUACAAAUCCAAGGGAGCGAGAACUUUACAUUUAUCUUCACUACCAACUAUUUCCACUCAUCAGAACUGAGUUAAAAGAGUUACAAGCCAAAGAAAACAUAACGGAAGCAGUGCAUCAAGAUAUUUUAGAGAGAGAAUUAGCAGAGAUUAAGAAAGACUUAGAAGUUUGGGAGGAGACUAAAGAAGCAGGACAGGAGGUCUUCGAAGGAGAAUCGGUAGCAGAGACUCGGAAAUAUAUAGAAACUUGGGAAACAAAAGAAGAACAUCAGGAGAACUUACAAAGAGAUUUAAAAAAAGUUGAUAAAAAUUUAGUAACCCUGGAAACCAAAACUAUAGCGGUAAAUCAAAAGGUCUCGGAAAAUGCAGACAAAGAUUUAAAAACCCUAAAGAAAACGGAACUUAAGCACCAGGAGAUACAAAAGUGCGAGACAAAAGAAGUGGAAAGUAUGUUGGAAAAGAAUGUUGGUUGUCAUAGUGACAGCAGUGCUUUAGCAAUAGUGGAUGGGAUAGAAUGUCAUAAGGAUGUGAAUGGUAUUGUGAAAUCAUUAAAAAAUGGUAUCAAGAGUGAUUUUGAAGACUUUCUGCCAGAAACAAACGUGCAUAAAAUAGAAAGUGACUUGAAAUUAAAAGACUGUGACAGUAAUUCACUAAUUAGUGCUACUGUAACUUUAGAUUUUCAAUCUGCUAACAUGACUAGUUCGUCUGCUAAUAUUUUGUGUAACAAUAAAAGCGGAUGCGGCACUGUUAGCGGUAGCGCAGAUACCACUAACUGUCCCAGUACUGUGUCUGACAGCUGUUCUGACCCAGUCCGUAAAACUUCAGCUUCCAAACCGGAAAGCACUGUUCAAAGCUGCAAUAACCCGGGAAGCACAACUCCGAGCCAUGAGAAUUCUCAAGAUUCAAAUCUUCCUGCAAUACCAGACAAUCGAAGUGAUGCAUCAGGCAGCAGUAACAAAGAAAAUGCACCACCAUCGUCAUCUGGCAAUAGUUUACAAGAUGUCUCCCAUGUUUCAGCGAUAUCAAACAUGGUUCAUUCAACAAUCAGUGCUCCACAAUCAUCAGCAUCCAUCCAACCAUUGUCUAACAAUAUGCUCAGCAAGUCCUCAGAUGUGAUGGAAACACAAUACCUGCAACAACAGAGUCACAUCUUCGUAUUUUCUACAAACCGAGCUAAUAAAGCUGCUGAUGCUGUUCUGUCUGGUCAAUUUCCAUCCAUGAUAGCAUUUCACUGUAGUCAGCCAGGAACAAAACGUUUCUUAGAGAUGCAUCCAGUAAAGACUCAACAAUUUUACAAACAAAACCCGGCAACAUGGCUGAACACACUAGCCCAGAUGAAACAAAGCAGGCAGAAUAAGAUUGGAGACACAGAUAAGACAGUUGGAACCUCUUCAUUUAUUCCUCACUUUUCACCUGAGCCAUGUUCAGGAUCAUGCCUUUCCCACAGUCACAGUUUAUGCUCUAGUUCCUGUACCCCCCUUGGUAACAACCCUUGUUCGCAACCUGGAAGUUGUCCUAGGAUCGGACCAUGUGAUGUUCACGGGUCGGGUGCUUGUUCGGGAUCUAGUGGGGAAUCUGUAUGGGGAAGUCAGUGUCGAUCUACAGAUGUUUGGCAAGGAACACAAUGGGGAAGAUCACAGUGUGAUUGCGAUUUACCGACACAACAAUUUCAGAAUCCAAUGAUGAGACCAGGAAUUCCAUGCUAUAAGACGGGAGGAUCACAUCCAGGCUGCUGUGUGCCUCACCAACACACUGUAAAUCCAAGUAACGUAGCCAUGAACAGUGAUGAACCUUCACUAGUUGGUGUUAAGAUCCCAAAUGAGAAUCUUACUCCCCAACAACGUCAGCAUCGAGAAGAACAGCUUGCUACUAUUAGAAAGAUGCAGCAACUUUUGUUCCCGGACCAAAAUCAAUAUCAGGCUCCUCCAGGGGGCAUGAUGCCAGUUGGACAGAAUGGAUUCCGUUUGCCUGAAAGGCUGUCGUCAUCAACGGACGUGCCAUGUCUACCUCGAGGGUGUGGCAUAAGAGAUCACCCUUGUACCCACCCACCUUCUGAUAGGGCUAUGGUUUCUCUGUCUUCUAGCGUGAGACCCCCAUUUCUUUCUCACCAAAAUGUGCCUUUUGGACCUCAAACUGCCCAGGCGGACUUCCAUCCUCACCAUUAUCCCUGUGAAGAUCAGAAGAAGCCACAGCAAGGUGGUCACUUCUUCCUUCAGCAAGGAGUAACUAAUUCAAAUCCAGAUCAACAUCUGAAUCCCUCUCAUCUUCAAGGUUCUAGAGGAUCUCUGCCACCUAGCUCUUCAUCAACAAGAUUUACCUCUCCUGUUGACCCUUCUUGCCAACAUACUUAUUCCACUAUGCCAGGCCCAAGCUUUUCCCAUAGUAGCCCAAGAUGUGGCACAUUAAUGAACAUGACCAUGAACUCUGCUAACUCUACUACUACCUCUUCCUCAGUUACUCCACCAAAUGGUAGCUUAGCAGCUAUGUCUAAUCUCAUUAACAUAAACUGUACUCCCACAAGCAUACCAUCCAGUACCACAUCCAUUCCUAAUGCUAUAACUGCCCCAGGUUUGGGAAGUUCUGGGAAAAGAAAGAUGUCUUCAACGGGAAAACAAACUCAGCAACUCCUUCAAGACACCACUACUACCAGAACACUUACUAAUGACUCUUUAAUCUCUCCACCAUCAAAGACCAUGUCUCUGAACAAUGGUUCAGGUGGAACGUUUCCAAAUUCCAGUGGACCCCUAACCCACACACCUCCAAUUACACCACAGCAUUGUAAGAUGGCUUCAGCACUCUCCAACAUGCUGACCAAGGAGCCAAACCUAAUGCCUGUACCCUCCCCACAACAAAUAGCUUUUGAAGGACAAGAACUAACUAUACAGAAACAACCUAAUAUUAAUCUUAGAGACCCGAGCACAGUGUCUCCUUCAGGGCUACCACCUGGUAAUACAGAUGCGAGUUAUAUGCCAAGUAGAGGUCCUCCUGUUGGUUCAGGUUGCACCUCUACUGCUUGUAGUGGACCUCGCACACUUUCGUCACAAGAUGGGGGGUUAUCCAACAAUGCUGGUUUCCAUGACAACAGGCUGAUACCACAAAACUUGCCAAGAUUCCCAGGGCCUCAGGAGUCCAGUUUGGAGCAAAUGGCUCGUCUGGCAGGGAUUGCAUCAACAGACAAGUUUAUGGGACAAGUAGCUCAACCUCCAGGGAUGACCACAUCUGUUAAUAAUAUAGGUAUUCUGCAAAAGUUUCCAACAGUUGGUCCAAAGAAUAGGUUUGGUGUGCCUACUGCUAAUCCAGAAGCUAGAUUUGGAGCUCCUACUGCUAAUCCAGAAGCUAGAUUUGGAUCUCCUACUGCUAACCCAGAAGCUAGAUUUGGAUCUCCUACUGCUAACCCAGAAGCUAGGUUUGGAGCCCCUACUGCUAACCCAGAAGCUAGGUUCGGAGCCCCUACUGCUAACCCAGAAGCUAGGUUUGGAGCUCAUACUGCUAACCUAGAAAUCAGGUUUGGAGCUCAUACUUCUAAUCAAGAAGCUAGGUUUGGAGUUCCUACUGUCAAUCCUGAACUUAGAUUUGGAGUUCCUACUGUCAAUCCUGAACUUAGAUUUGGAGUUCCUACUGUCAAUCCUGCAGCUAGGUUUGGAGUUCCUACUGCCCCUCUUGGGACUCAGUUUGGAACCCCUAUUGAUACUGAAGCUAGGUUUGGGAUACGUACUGGUAAUCCUGGAGCUCCGUCUGGGACCAGAUUUGAAGCUACAUUUGCUGAUACUAAAGGUAAGCUAGAGCGUCAGACUGUUGAUCCUGGACGUAGGUUUGGUGAAGGAGUACAGACCCUGCCAAAUUUUCCUGCUGAGUCUCCCCUUCAACCUCUAGAUUCUCAACUUUAUAACCAUCCAGACAUGUCUACUCCUGCAGGUUCAUCACACCUCCAGUCCUUACAGAAGAUGACACUUCCUUUUGAUAGUCCUCCAACCAGCAAACCAACAGUAGGCUUAGUAUCUGCAUCAAAUGCACCAGGAAGAAAUAAUGAUCUUCCUAUACAACCUGCUUCUCAACCUUUGGCUUCACACAGAUUAACUCAUUUUGAACCUUUACCCUCCAAUCAUUGUGAUUCUACAAGAUCUGUGGACUUGGAUGGAAACUCUCAGAUGCUGGCAAGUAUGAAUACAUCCAGCACGAAACCCAGUUCUUUCUCAGGGAAUGCCAACCAGGGCCAAAAAGUAAACUUCAAUUCAUCCAUGCAAGGUCUCCACCAAACUAUGGACCAGCACACAGCAGGAUCUCAACAACAUCUACAGAACUCUCAAAUGGCCCACAAUAUAAGAGCAUGUCCUCAGACUGUAAAUAAUACAUAUGUGAAUGCUACAAUGGCCAUACAGCAGGUAAACAUUCAGAAUGUAACAACUGCAUCAAUGCAACCAAACCCAUCAAUUAUACCUGGACAACAAACAUUUAGUUCAUCUGUCACAACAGGUCACCCAAUUGUACACAGCUCGGCUUCUCCAACACCUCCAAUGUUUAUGGGAUCUUCAGGACCUAGCCCUCACAUGUUACAUCCUUCUACGGGACAACGAGUGACGUGUCACCAAACAAUGAACACCUCGGGCUUGCAUAUCAGGCCUGGAAUAAUACCCUGCCUCCCAGAAAUGCCAGUACAAUCUGUCAAUGGUGCCAACAUUCAGGUCAAAGCCACUGCACCCAAUACAAUUCAAUAUCUUCCUACUAGGCCACAAGUUCCUUCAACUCGUGGGUCAGAGUGUCCACCAAGUAUGGAGUUUCUCCACAGAUUAGCAAUGCCUUUGACUAAUUUAGACAGUAAGGUUCCCACCCAGAACCUCCAAUAUUUCCCUGGGAUAGUUCCAAUGAAUGACCCUACACAACCAGGCCCACAUAUAAGACCAGACAUGGGUCCAGUGACUGGUAUGCAUGGUAUCCAACAUGUGGGAAUGGCCAAUGGUCCAAUGUUACAGAGGUCAGCUUCUGAGCAUAUGCCAUGUGUAGAGGCACAAUUGUAUCAGGGGCAGAUGGUUCCUCAUGCUAUCCACUGUCAUCCACAACUUGCACGAUAUCCUGGUGGAAGAGCACUACCUGGCAUGACAGUGGAAGGAGGGUUUCCUGACAAACCAUAUUCAGUGUCUCAUGCAGGACUAGGUUCCAACACCUGUCAACCUCUCCCACCCUCCAUAAAUUACAAUCGAACAACUGCUGAUCCAGGAUAUGCAGUGCAGUUCCACAAUUUCCAGCAGCAGCUUUAUGCAUCUGACACUUUUGGCUGUCAAAUGAAUUCCCACAACAAUGUGCUGCCCACACCAAACUUUCUUGGGCCUAAGUGAUCAAUGUAAGCGGCAUAAAUGUCUUUUGAACCGAAGUUAUUACCAACUAGAGGUGUCAUUGUAGAUCAGAAAUAAUAAGCCUGUUGGCCAGAUGAAGAUAUAUUUGUGAGUUGAAGAGUUGACUAUAUUGACGUUAACACAGUGAUUCUGUACUGUAACAAAAAGCAGCAACGAUCAUAAUUAACAGUGUGUGUUAAACAGUAGUAAGAAGGAGCUUUGACUGAUGGUUUAAGCAAGUAGAAGCAUAAAAUUGAGCAAUCAGUGUUGUGAACUUCAACAGCUCCUCACUUAAAUUCACUUCUUACACUGAAACCGUUUAACCCGAGAACUGUGUCUACCAUAGAUUGCAUUUGUGAGAUACUCUGUUAGUUCUUUUUAAUCUUCUUAAAUGCUUAGUGAAAUCAUUAAGAUUUCAUUGCUCAAAUGGUGUUAGUAACAGGAAAAAACAAGUUGUAGAAAGAAAAAAAAACAUUAAGGAACUGAGAAAAAGUUAUCUCUUUAUUAUUAUAUCUUUGUGAGAAGAUGGAUAUUUCAAAAUAUGUUAAAUUGUGAAUUAAUCUAUAUUUUGGCAGUUAAACUGCUCAUAUAGUACCAUUUGUGGUAUCUUUUUUAUCUUGUUAUUAUUUUAUUCAUUAAUGAAGUAUAGCUUUGUCUGUUAUUAAAGGCUUGUUAUAUUUGUAUUUUACACACACUUGUGCAGUUCAGGUUACAGUUGCCUGAAUAUUGAUUUCUUGGUGCCAACUAGUUGAGUUUUUUUAUUCACAUUUUGUGUCAGUAUUUUAUCAUAUAUCUCUUUUUUGUGAUCUUAAAAAAAAUCGACCUGGUCUAUUUAUGUUCUUUUGGUUGCCACCAGGGAGUCAAUUUUCUUCAUGGUGCUGCUCAGGAUUAAAGCUCAACUGUUUUUAAUGAAAUUGCCUAUGCUGGUUUUCCGGGGUCUCAGGAGAAAUGUAAUUCGUGUAGAAAUUGUAUAUUUUAAUCCAUAGAUAAUAUCUUGUUAUAUUGUCUAUGUAAAAUUUUGUCAUAGGUAAUUUUAACUACAAACAGAAAGUCUUAGUAUGGCAAAAUUUGUGAUAAGAGCUGGCCAAAUCUUAAUGAAAUAAAAGAACAACGAAACUUGAUCUUAAAUAUAUUUUAAUCUUGUUUUUCAGUCCCUACAAAUAUUUCUGCAUUUUUAUAUUAUUAUCAGAUCUGAAAUUUUCAAAAAAGAAAAUCGUUAUAAAGUAAUAAUAGAGGAAUAUCCAUUAAUUAGAGAUUUGGUAGAGCAAUGAUAAGUAAAAAUAGAUUUUGAAAAUUUGUACGAGAUCUUCCUUCUAGGUGAUAGAUAUUAAAUCGUAACCAGAUUUUAUAUAAGACCUAGCUCAAAACACAUUUCAUCAGGCUUGCCUUUUUCUAAUAAAUUGUUCUUUCUAGUUAGAAGCAUUAGCAUGUAUAUAUUGUUUGUGACCUGUCCUUUCCAUACACUGAUUGAGAAACAAGGUAUAUGUGUUUGAAGCUAUAAUAUUAGUUAAAUAUUUUAUAUAAUUAGUAAAGAAAAAAUACUUUAAUUAUAAAACAAACUUACAGGUAGGAAGUUGAAAGAUGGUUAAAACAAACUACAGCGUCAUGGACUUUUCUCGCCAAGAUUUAAUUUAUAAUGUCUUUCACUAAGAUGAUAUCAACAUAAGCAUUUCCUGAAUAAAGAUAAUGUGCCAGAAGAGUACUUUUUUUAAAAAAUGUUUUCACUUUGUUCCGUUUUUCAGUACUUAAUUUUAACUGAGACAUCUCAGAAGUGUAAACAGUAUUCUGUAGGACAUUUGCUUUACAAAAAAAAUUUUGGUUACUUGAUAUGACAAUGCAAAGCCAAAAGUAUAUAAUUUUUUGUCGGUAUGUUUUAUUGUAAAACUUUUGUCAUUGUUUUCGUGCACUGUUAUACGUUAUGAUGCUAUAUUGGUUCUUUUGUUGUUAUUAAAUUCAAUAAAAACUGUUGCAUAGAAUUUUA